Molecule: messenger RNA, 2094 nt
Organism: Zophobas morio
Lineage: Eukaryota; Metazoa; Arthropoda; Insecta; Coleoptera; Tenebrionidae
Exons: 2
Coding region: 1-2094 (697 amino acids)
Biological process (GO): DNA repair; telomere maintenance
Molecular function (GO): DNA helicase activity
Source: RefSeq, a predicted model, not a curated record
AUGGUCAGAGAAGAAGACGAAAAUCGAUUGUUAUACUAUCGUACCCUUUUUAGUCAAUAUUUAGUUGAUAUGUAUGCGAAAAUAGAAACGGAAAGAUUGAAUUAUAUCAGGUACAACCAAGCAUACCUCAGAGCAGAUAGUUAUGUACAUUUGAAAGAUGCGAUAGGAAGGCAGGACACCGAUAUUACUCAACUUGGUAAUAGGGUGGUACUCCCUUCAUCGUUUACUGGAUCACCUCGAUAUAUGCAUGAAAGAACUCAAGAUGCAACGACCUACGUACGCCAUUACGGUCGCCCAGACCUUUUCAUCACAUUUACAUGCAAUCCUCAAUGGAAAGAUAUUGCAGAUGCAUUGCUGCCUGGUCAAAAGCCACACGAUCGUCAUGACAUUAUAGCACGGGUAUUUCAUUUAAAAGUUAAAGCAAUUAUGUCACUGCUAACAAAAGGAAAUUUGUUUGGAAAAGUGCGUUGCUUUAUGUAUUCCGUUGAAUGGCAGAAGCGAGGUCUUCCACACAUCCACAUUUUGUUGUGGUUGGAGCAGCGAAUUUCUGCGAUUAAUAUAGAUAAUGUUAUCUGUGCGGAGAUACCGGAUCCUCAAAAGGAUCCUAUCCUUUAUAAAAUUAUCAAAACCAAUAUGAUCCAUGGGCCCUGCGGAAAUUUGAGGAAAUCCCCGUAUAUGAAAGGAGGUUGCUGUAGCAAAAAAUAUCCUCGAAUUCUCCUGAAAGAAACCCAAACAGGCGACGACGGCUACCCUAAAUAUCGGCGAAGAGCUCCCGCGGAUGGUGGAUUCACGGUUGAAAUCCAUGGUGUAACCCUAGAUAAUAGAUGGGUGGUACCGUAUAAUCCAGUUUUGUCUCGAACUUUUGCUGCUCACAUCAACAUCGAGUAUUGUAACUCUGUAAAAUCUAUUAAAUAUAUAUACAAAUACGUCAAUAAAGGAUCCAACCAAGCCUCAUUUGGUCUUGAAAAUGACAAUGAUGAGGUCAAAUUAUAUGAAAGUGGUCGAUAUAUUAGCAGCUCUGAAGCUGUUUGGAGAAUCCUGGCCUUUCCUAUACAUGAAAGAUUUCCAGCUGUUUUUCAUCUCGCAGUGCACUUGGAAAAUGGCCAGCGUGUCUAUUUUAAUCCUAACGACUUCAAUAAUGUGACUGAAAAGGUAAAUAAUCCACAGAAAACUACUCUUCUAGCAUUUUUUGAUCUUUGCAAAACGGAUAAUUUUGCAAAAACCCUUCUCUAUGUUGAAGUCCCUUCAUACUAUGUGUGGAAAAGUACUAAAUUUGAGAGACGAAAACGUGGAAACAAUGUUGAUGGUUGGCCGGGAGUCAAAAAAGAUCAAGCUUUGGGCAGAGUGUACAUCGUCCACCCUAAUAACGCCGAAUGUUACUACCUUCGUCUUCUUCUUCAUCAAGUGAGAGGGCCAACAUCAUUCUCGGAUUUAAAAACUAUUGAUGGUGUCGUUUAUCCCACAUACCAGUCAUCAUGUAAAUCUUUGGGUUUGCUAGAAGAUGACAAGCAGUGGAAUGCUACAAUGGAAGAAGCUGCUCUUACUGAUUCUCCUUUUAAGCUACGAGACCUUCUGUCGGAGGACAUAAAACGUCAAGUGCAGUCAGAGUGUCAAGACAGUGUUCAGAUUAUGAAUGAAGUGUACAACAAGUGUCUGAGUUCCAUUGAAGAUACGGUUUUAUCUUUAGGAGCACAAUGUUUAGAGUAUUAUGGUUUGCCUCAGCCUGAAAGACGUGAAGAAGUCAUACAAAACAGAGAGAUUAGCUAUGACACACUUUUAUUGGCUCAAGUAGUAUCCAACAACGAAAGUUUAUUAAAUACAGAACAAUAUCAAAUUUACAACCAAGUUUUAGAUAGUAUCGAGAAUGGCACUGGUCAAGUAUUCUUUUUGGAUGCUCCUGGAGGCACGGGUAAAACGUUUCUUUUAAAAUUAUUAUUGGCUAGAGUACGAAAAAAUGGCGGGAUAGCCUUGGCAGUUGCUUCUUCUGGCAUAGCAGCCACGUUGCUGGAUGGCGGUAAAACAGCGCAUUCUGCUUUUAAAUUACCCUUAAAUCUAAUGCGUGUAGAGACACCUCUGUGCAACAUUUCAAAGUAG